UUUCAUUUUAAUGUGAGUUAGUAGUGGCAGUCAACCAGUUUUUGCCAAUUGUGUCCCUGCCUGAAAGUAAACUAAUGGACUAAAGUUCUGCUUUUGGCCUUGCUCAUUGGCCUGGUCAAGCUAAUUAAGCUUUUGACCCAAUUAGAUACCAGGAAGUGCAAAAUACUAAUUGGUAUCAUCUGUGACUCAGCACAACAGAUGCAGCAACAAUGGGAUUAAACCAUAUUGGUGUUUCUGCAUUGCUGUUUGUUGCCCUCGGAUUGGUUGAGGCCCAAUGGCUAAUGUGGAAAUUCCAAGCAACUACAGGACCACCACCAGAGCCAUCUGAGAGGCAGAUGGACCCUGUUCCUACUCUGAGUGUAACGUCUGAAUGCAAUGAAACUGCUGUGCAUGUGGAAGUGAAGAAAAAUCUGUUUAAAAAUGGAAAACCCAUCAAUACUGCAGCUCUGACGCUGGGAGGCUGUGCUGCGAAAGAGGAUACUGCUUCUCAAGUCCUUAUCUACGAAUCUGAACUGAAUGGCUGCAAUAGCAGACUCACGGUGACUGAGGAUGAACUGGUUUAUGUUUUCACCCUGGGUACUGCUUCAGAGCCUUUAAGUGGUACUCCAAUUACUAUUGAAUGCCACUAUCCAAGAUUCCAUCAUGUUCCCAGCAGCACUCUGAUGCCUUCUUGGAAACCAGAUGAUUCUCCCCAGGCUGUUGCAGAACCUUUUUUCUCCAUGAGGCUCAUGAUGGAUAACUGGAUAUUUGAAAGAACAUCCAACCAGUACCAGUUGGGUGAGCUUAUAAACAUUGAGGCAUCGGUACUGCCGUUCAACCAGGUGCCCUUGCGUGUCUUUGUGGAUCGUUGCAUAGCCAGUGCUGUCCCUGACAUAACUACAGUCCCCAGAUAUUCCUUCAUUGAGAACAAUGGGUGUUUGGUCGAUUCUAUGAUCAUAGCAUCCAGUUCCCACUUCAUGCUUCAAACUCAAGAAGCAACGCUGAGGUUUCAGUUGGAGGCCUUCAAGUUUCAGCAAGGAAACAGUAGCCUGAUUUACAUCACAUGCUUCUUGAAGGCAACUGUGGCAUCUGCAUCACCUGAUCCUGAGCACAAGGCUUGCUGGUAUAAUGGCAACAGAUGGACUGCUGCGUAUGGUACUGACCAGGUAUGCAGCUGUUGUGAUAGCCGCUGUAGCUUACAGAUGGAACACGAUCAAUCAGGGCAGGAGCCGGCAUCACAAAUAACCCUCGAUCCAAUCCUGGUUGAAGGAGAAAUUUGACUUCUUAUGAAAUAAAGAUCUUACAAAACCUG
Molecule: messenger RNA, 1291 nt
Organism: Silurus meridionalis
Lineage: Eukaryota; Metazoa; Chordata; Actinopteri; Siluriformes; Siluridae
Product: zona pellucida sperm-binding protein 3-like
Exons: 9
Coding region: 210-1259 (349 amino acids)
Biological process (GO): positive regulation of acrosome reaction; egg coat formation; binding of sperm to zona pellucida
Cellular component (GO): extracellular matrix
Molecular function (GO): acrosin binding
Source: RefSeq, a predicted model, not a curated record